AUGGCACACGUUAGACCAUACAAUUCUUCAGUUCGUGUUGGAAACUGGAAUGAAGACAUCCAGCUAGAAGAGGACAUGCUUAAAGAUUUCCUCACCAGAAGAGCCAAUGGUCAACUGCUAAUUCAAAAAUCAAGUGGCCUGCUGGGCAAAAUGUCUAUUCCAAUGGAACUGAGUAGCACUUCAGAUGGUUCUAUCAGGUUUGGGGAUACCGUAAUGGUUGUCAAUAGAGGAAAUCCUGAUCGCACUGUUUACUGUGUUGGUGAGCUCCCUCGUGAUGACAGCACUUUGGCCAUUCAUAUGCCUGAUGUGAAUUCUUCUGACCAAAAUAGCCCUGCACCUCUGGCUGUUACAGGCUGCAAAAAACUUGUUCCUUCUUUUCGUACAGCUUUUAAAAUCAUGCCUGGUGAUGACUUUGCAAAGAUUGGUGACAAGUUACGGUUUGGCCAGCCUUUUAUGUUGAUGACAGCUGCACCAGAAUCUGGCAAUCUCUACCUUUAUUCUGAUGUGGCUCUGUUCAGUCGAUGUGCAGAGAAGUCUCGUCAUCAGAUCAUACAACUUGUGCCAGAGAAGUCAUUCAAAACCACAUGGCAAGUUGAACACAAGAACCCAUUGGUUAGAAUGGAAUAUGAGCAUGAGCCAGUUUUGGCUAAUGAAGAAUGCAUAAUUCAACAUUGCAAGACACACCAGAACCUAUGUGUUGAGGAGAAACAUAUAGUCACUACUCUUUUUGGCUAUGAGUAUGAGAUAUCAGCCCACACAAACCUGGACUGUCACAAAGCAGACUUGCCUGUCAACAGAUGGAUGCUUGUGAUGGGGGUUGCUGGUGACAGCAGUUAUCCCUUGUCGUUGAAUGCAACAGGAGAUCAAGUAGCUGCAGAACUGAAACCUUCUGUCUAA
Messenger RNA from Candidula unifasciata, 897 nucleotides. The record is from the annotation of a GenBank genome assembly. Lineage: Eukaryota; Metazoa; Mollusca; Gastropoda; Stylommatophora; Geomitridae.